AUGAGGUUGGGACCCAUGAGUGAGCUAAUCGUAAAAACGAAUGAAUCAGAGAAUGUGCAAAGGGAUUCUGUUUAUGGCGCGGAAGGAGAGAGCCGUUAUUUCGCUAUGCAAAUUGGUGGGAAUAAGUGAGAAGGCGGAGGUCUCGUGCUUUUCUUGCGGAGAUCCAUAAUGAUAAGUGGGCUCGCGAUGAAAGCGAAUGAUGAGCUCAUUUUUGAAGACGUCAUUAUAAACUUUUAUUUGAAAUGUGACAAUCUCUCAGUCAUCUUGAUCUAGGUGCAUGGAAAAUGCUGAAAGAGAAGUCUUUCGUCGCUCAUUCUAACAAAAAGACCACAAAAUGCGUGGCUUUCCAAUAAUGGUGCAGUCAAAAGGAUCCUCGACCCUUUUUUGUGCGACGAACACAUAAAAGGGCGGCACUCAAAAUGAGCACUGCGGGGGAAAUAGCUAGGCGCUGAGGGCUCAGUCAUGAUAAGUUUGGACCAGACGGAAGAUGGAAGUGUCUAACGAAAUGGUGUUGGGAGAUGAUAAAUGGAAGACGUCGGAUGCCUCAGUUCUUGUCAGCGGACGGCCGUGGGACCGAUGUGCAAAACAACAACUCCUACUAAAUAAGAAAAAUGAUUGACAUCCUCCAAUGCGUUCUGGCAGCUUUUUGAAACGAAAGUGGAGAGGGGGGGGGGGGCUGCGAGAAGUCGACGGUUCGAAUUGCAGUUCGACGAACAAGUGACGGCCACCAAAACAAGGCAUCUAUUACGGUAUUGGUGCAUAUUACAUAACACGGAAAUGUUCUUUUCUGGGAAUCCCAAAAUGCUGAUUAGAUCCGGAGCCGCCGGGGAAGCCGUCGUCCCCUCAGACUGCUCAAGGGCUCCUCUCGAACUCUGAUUGACGAGCAUCGAAGAGAGAUAGAAUGAAAAGAGGGGGCGCAUUGUGUCAAUGAAAUGUGAAAUCGAAACAGCCGAUUUGAUUAUCCUACGUCAAAAGGGACGAAAGAUGGAUAGGCGUGGGAAUCGGCCACUCCUGCAGAUUGGAAUCCAACCUUUCGAGUGCAGAUCGGAUAACCGCACAGGCUUUUGUUCACAAGACUUGCACCUGAACGGGGAAGCGCAUUAGAGUCGAAAACAUGAAGAUUGGGCAGUCGAAUUUGUUGUUUCUGUCGCCAUUCACGUAACAUCCUUGCGAGGGAGGCGCCGUUGCGAGUGUGCACGACGACAAAAGAGACUUUGCGCAUGCGAAAUUGUAGAUAUGUAUAGCCCUGAGGGCGUAAAUCACAUUUGCAUUCGGUGCUCUUUUCGCCUGUUGUCUUCUUUCGACGGCCGGGCAGCAUCCCUUAAAACAAGGCGUACAGGAAAAGCGGAGAUUAGCGGGAGCUCCGAUCGGAAAAGAGUUUGCCGUCUUGCGUGUGUUUUGGUUGACCGACGUUUCGAAGAGCUUUGUGCUAAAUGAACUAGACGGAGAAUAGGUGAUGAGGCCAAUAAGGGGACACAAUCCAGUAAGAUUCUCGCGAUCUUUCAGGUAAUAACGACUCGCAAAUCUGGGCAUCCACGCCGAAUACGCCGAGAGUCAACACGAGAGGAGGUCUUGAAAGGAAUAUACACACAAGGUGGGCAUAAGACAUAUCUUCCUGGAAGACAAUAGAUCGGUUUCAGAACCCUCGCUCGAAUGGUUGGAAAUGAUGAGGCGGCACCAGGAACGAGCUCUUCGCCCACGCAAUCGUACGGACGUCUUCAGACAACCGCCUCGCCGUUCCGGUCAAGUCUCACGCAGAAGUUCCGCAGAGGAGACAGCAAUGCAGAGUUGAUAAGAGAUUUCACGAGAAUGAUCAGAGAUACGCCACGAAAUCUGUCAUAUGACCUGCACAACAAUGAUGACGUCGACUUUGGCGAUCUGGAAAGAGACCCGGACGUCGACUUGCUCCUCUCCAAAAUCUGUCUCGAGUGCGUGUACGUGGAACCGAAGCAAGGAGCCAUUCCGAGAGCGAACAAAGUCUUCCUAUCAAACUUUUUGGGGACCACUUACCUAAACUUGGUCUCCACGGAGGGGGAAGUUAUGAAAAUCAUUCCGAUCUGGAAGAGUUCAGAAAUGACGAGGCAGAAGCUGAGCGAGGGAGGCAAGAAUGAGCCUGUCACUGUCACUUGCAUCGAUGCCGCAUUCGUGCGGAAAAGCGGAGUAACCAUCACUCUGAGCUACGAUUACACGACUGCAAUGUACGGAGGAAACGAACGAAUCGCACCGAUUUUCAUUCCCGAUGUUUGAUUUCUUUAUAUUUCUAUUCACAUCGUUCUCUUUUAAGAUCAGCAACAAGCGAGAGAGUAUCGACUACCGACUUCAUACGUUCUCUGAAAAUCACAUCUUCGCAAUCAAUGGAAUGAACUGUUGUAUCUUCAAGAUUCCGGAAACGGUUUUGUGCAGGGCGUCCACUCAACUGAUGACCACCUGCUUCCUGUACUUCAAUCGCGAAUUCUCGCGGACUUUGUUGCGGAGAUGGAGAGCGAUCAAGAGAGAAAUCGACCUGGACCGGUUGGAUUUCGAGAAGAAAGAGCUGGCGGAAGUGGCCGUUUUCAUGCUCAAUAACGUCGGUGUGAACGUGACUCAGGCAACGGAACCAGUAAGAGCGGACAGUCCUGAAGAACACGGAGGGAAGCGAAUGAAACCAGAGAUGUCGGCGGAAGAAGUGGAUGCACUCAUGAAAGACUUCUUUGAUGAUAUGAUGUUCAAACAGACGACUAUGAGCAGUGUCAGUCGCGAAGAAGGAAAGCGUACGCAGUUCCUCGUAGAAUUGGAACCGACAGGGGACGGAUUCGAGCAUGCCCGCGAUCUUUUCAAUGCCCUCCACGCACAAUGCGAAGAGUGGUCGAUAUUCAUUCCGAUGCAUCCGGUGCUUCUGGAUCUCAUUCCGUACGCGUACAUUCUCUCGAAAGCACUCAAUUACCAGGAGUACGAACAGUACUACAUUGAUCUGUUUCAAUGUCUUCUCAAUCGAAUUGCUUUCGAGUUCAAUCUGUCGCCGCACUUACACGAACAACUAAAGCAGCUGCUCAGCCUUGUGAGCCCGGAUGGUCUCUCUAUAACACGAUGGCGCAUUUGAUUCAGGAGCGAACAACUGCUCAGAAUCUCGGAACUCUUCCAAAAUCAGUCACCAAGAAGAGUCUGCAUCUUCUGACCGUGCUUGUCGUCGGACGAGGUCUGAUAGGAGCGAAUGUGAAUUUGGAUUGUCAAUUAUGGAUCGGACAGGAUUGGGCACGCCGUCUCGGACUGUCCGGUGAGACGCUGAAAACGUUCCGCAGCAUCAUGAACGAUUCCCGCUCGAAUUCCGCUGGAAAGGCGGACAAACUGCUUCAACUCUUUGAUAUGGACGCGAAUGUGAUCGACUACAUGGUUAUUUGCCCGAAGAUUCUGCUUCUCAAGUACCAGGCGGAUGCAUUUGCCGGCGCCCAGACUAUUGAGCCCAAAAAGUGUAUUUUCGCCACUCCCGAGGAGAUGACCGUCAUUGCUGCACUCAGAUGGAGCCAUGACAUUCGGAAAAGAAAUGUCGAACAGAUGCUCGAUUCUUCCCGUCCGAUUCUGGUCGCCACCAACAUUCUGUAGGUUUCUCCCGUUCUUUCUCAUUCGGUAAACAUUGUUUUCAGACGACGAACAGAAGACGACAAUAUGAAAGAGCUGCAGGACCGAUAUCUGACCCAGACUUCAUUCCGAUCAUUCGCCCAAUCGUUCGGCCGCGCGUACUACUACUUCCGCUCUUCCGUGCCCUCUCUGCUCACCAACCUCCACAUCCCUCGAUUACAUUUGGGCGGAAUGGUCUAUCCGGCGAGAGUGACGUGUGAUCCUCCCACCACGGACGUGUUCAAGUCGGGCACCGAAUGGGCUCACUUCUACAACGCCCUUGCUGCUGCGCUCAAAAUGGGAUCGAGUGACACCGUCCGAAUUGAUAACGAAUGGGUUGUGAUGGUUUCGAAGAGCAUGAAAUCGCAUGCGGUCAUCGGAGGCAUGAUCCUUGGACUCGGACUCAACGGUCACCUCGCCAACUUCAACAUGUACUACGCCCACUCAAUGCUCACCGCCCUCGAGAAGUUUCAGUCGGUCGCACUGCUUCUCGGUCUCUGCGCCUCCAAUCUGACGACGUGCGACCUUCAGAUUCACAAAAUCCUUGCCACUCAUCUUCCCUUUUUGAUGGGUCCGAACUCGAUUGACGUUAAAUUGGAAUUCGUGAUUCAGACGGCCGCCGUUGCGGCACUCGGCCUUCUUUUUGCCGACUCUGGCAACAUGAACAUUGCAAAGAAAUUGGUGAAUGAGAUUGGAAAAGCGCCAAGUAGAGAGGAGGAACCAGUGACCGACAGGUCCGCGUACAAACUGGCUGCCGGCUUCUCGCUAGGGCUGAUCAUGCUGGGGAAAGGAAACGGAGCCGCGUCGAGUGUGAUCCCAUUCAAACAAAACAUUCCGCCUAUCUCAAAACGACUCAUUUUCAUGAUGAAGGGAAUGCGUAGAGUGAGUGUUUUCAAGUGAUUACAAUCUUAAACCCAAACUUUUGCAGGAUCAAUGCGUCUUCCUUCCACAGGCUACCGUUCCAGUUACUAAUGAAACCUCAUCUUUGCCGUUCACGACGGGAGCUCUCAUGACAGGGACCCAAGUGGCCCAUCAUGUGAAGGAAUCGAACAAUAUCAACAUCCAUCAGUCCGCCGACGCAGCUGCAAUCGCUCUCGGAUUCACAUUCAUGAAAACGCACAAUCAGUUCAUCGCCAAUGCUCUCGCCAUCCCGGAGACUAUAACGGACAUCGAGCGAAUCAUUCCACUCACGAUUUACACUCGCGUUCUUGGACAAUGUCUUGUUAUGUGGGACAAAAUCGAGCCGUCGCACGAAUUCAUCAAAGGAUUGGUUCCGCGAGUGAUCAAGGAAUACGCCUUAUCAACUCUUCAUUUCGGAGCUCCGAUCAAAAGAGAUAAAGACGGACAGCAGAUUUUCGAGGAGCUUGACGAGGAGGAGGAAAAGUAUUGGAACGACAUCGUCGAUCGGGGCACAGUCGCUCAGGCUUAUCUGUACGCAGUGACUGCCGGCUGCAUGGCCAUCGCCCUGAAGUUCUCUUCUUGUGGAGGUCCUCUUGAGAAGAACGUUGUCAGCCGCGCGUUUAAAGUGAUUGUAAGCACCUGAAUGGUUGGAAAGAGCACCUAGGAUGUCAUAUUUCAGGAGUUCUAUGUGAAAAUUGUUGUGCCGCAGGGAAAGUCGGCGAAGAAUAUGGGAAGUGUACGAAUGUGUAUGCAGGCAGGCGGCUACACUCGUGCCACGUGCUACUCCAUGCUCGUCAUCGCCAUGUCUAUCGUGAGCUGAUUCCGGUUCUGAUCUUACUCAAAUCUAUCGUUUCAGCUGAAAGUCGGCACGGGAGAUCUGACCGUGAUGAGGUACGCGAGACUUUUGAGGCAGUGCGACAAGCCGGACUCCGACUGGCACACAAUCGGGAAGAAGCACUUCGAGCAGAUGAUUGCCCAUCAGUCUCUCGGUAUGCUGUUGCUAGGAGAGGGAAGAUACGCGUUCAAGAAGGAUCCGCUCUCGAUCGCCCUCAUCAUCAUGGCCACCUUCCCGUCGAUUCCGUGCACUGUUGCUGACAACUCGUGAGUCAUCACUGGUUUACUCUUCCCUUGUCAUAUUUUCUCUAUUCAGGCACUAUCAUCAGCCACUCCGUUUUAUGUGGAGUCUGGCCGCAGAACCGAGACUUCUCGUCCCAUUCGAUGUCGCCGAAAACAAUGUCACCGAGGUCGCCGUGACUAUCAUUCUAAAGCCAACCAAGGCUGACGAGGAACCCGUCACCUACAGAGAUAUGGCCCCGCUCCUGCUGCCGCCACUCGAAGAUCUGAAUCCAUUUCGAUCGGAGGUGGCAAGUACGAGGUGGUGCACAUCAAUUUGCAAACGGAAGAACAACUCAAAGUGAUGAGGGACGUUAUGUCUGUGGGGCAGGGACGGAUCAUGCUCAAACGAUACAAUGUUCACACGUGAGGCUGUUCGUUCUAUUCUAUUCUGAAUCUCCUAUUUUCAGAACGGACAUGAAAAUAAAUGAAGCGACGGCUCUGGUCAAUCAACCGCUGCAAAUGAUGGAUCUUCUCAUGAGCGAGAACACGGCGUACCAUCUCGAUGAAGAGGAGAUCCGAAACCAGAUGGCACAGAUCGAGCACGACCUCAAUCUGAACAGUUCGGACCAAUAUCCGAAUGCUCAAGUGCAGAUGACAAAUGUGAGAGACAUCGCGCAGAGAAUACCGGAUGAUUUGGCUCAGUUGCACAAGAAAGCUCUCUUCUUACUCGGUGAUUGUCUUGAUCUGUAAGUUGUUGCCUCCAUUUUUACAACUAAUUAUUUAUUUUCAGCUGGCCCGAUGAGGUGAAUGUCUCAAAUACGAUUCGCGGGUUGGCUGAAGAAUUUCGGUCGAUGCAAAUCUAA
Caenorhabditis sp. 36 PRJEB53466 is the source of this 6413-nucleotide messenger RNA. The record is from the annotation of a GenBank genome assembly. NCBI's taxonomy places the organism in Eukaryota, Metazoa, Nematoda, Chromadorea, Rhabditida, Rhabditidae.